Molecule: messenger RNA, 1732 nt
Organism: Rotaria sp. Silwood2
Lineage: Eukaryota; Metazoa; Rotifera; Eurotatoria; Philodinida; Philodinidae
Source: the annotation of a GenBank genome assembly
AUGGUUUCUAUAGAUCCGAAAUUAUUUAAAGUAAAAAAUCUCGUGGAAGUAUUAAAGACUGAUCAAAAUCGAUGGAAACAAAUGAAACAAGAAAUUUAUCAAGCACGUAUCAAAUAUCAGAAUUUAACAACAAGAAUUAUUGGUCGAUUAAAUUCAGUUGGUUUACAUAUGUUGAGACGUUCAAGAAAAAUAAAACAAUCAUUUAAACAAGACAAAUCAAAUGAAACAAUAUUAAAUGUUAGUUUAGUUGUUCAUAAUAAUAGUAAUGAAUAUAAAUAUGAAUAUGAUGAUCUUGAUUCAACAGAUGAAAGUGACGAAUUUGAAAAAAUCGAAGAUAUUCAUAGUAUUUGUCAUGAAAUUGAUUGGAAUGCUUUAAAUGAUAAUUCAACUGUUUAUAUUCUAACGACAUACAGUUUAUCAACUAAAACUUUUUGUUUAUUGAAUAAUGUUGAACCUAAUACUCAUUAUGAUCGUAUUUGUGAAUAUGUACUUGACUUUUGUUUUAUGAAUGUUAUUUGUGGUAGAUAUGGACAUUGUGUUAAUACAUUAUCAGGUUUUAAAUGUUCCUGUUCAUUUUUGUAUGGUGAUCUUCUUUGUGAUAGAAUUCCACAUCCAUUAACAAGUUCAAUUGAGCAUAAUCUUGUUCGUAAUAUUUGGGUUGCUCUUCUAAGUUUAUUAUUUUUAUCAACUUUAUUUAAUAUAAUAGCAUUAAGAUAUUAUGAUUUAUUUAAAAUUGAUAAAAUUAAUGAUGAAAAUGUAGGAACUUUAAUUAUUGAUUUUAUUCAUUUACUAAGAAAAUGUGAAAAAGAUUUCGAUUAUCGAAAGGAAAAUUUAUCAUUUGCUCCUUUUGCAUUGAGUUUGGUAAUCAUAUUUUCUUGGUCAAUUAAACGAGAUAAACAACGUUCAAAUAUAUGUUAUGGUAUACCUGGUUUAUUAUCACCAAUUAAACCAUUUCAUACAGAAAAUCGUUUUAUAACAGCAGCUGUUUUUGGAAUUAUUUUUUAUGCAAUUGUAAAAAUUUUUGAAGAACUAUUUUUUGGUUCAUAUGAACUAUUAAAUCGUGGUGUACUGAUUGAGUUAAUGAUACGACUAGGAACUAGUAUUAUUGUCGGACUUCGAUAUUAUCCGGUACUUGCAUCUUUACAAUUACGAAAUAUUAUUGUUCGGUUUUUUGCUUGUGUAUAUGUACUCGGUGAUAUUGGAUAUACAAUUAUACGAGAAGGAUCAUGUAUGGGUUUUAUACCUCUAUCAGGAUCUUAUUCAGUUCUCGAAGAAGCAAAACUUCGGAUGGUAUAUAAAUUAAGAAUUUUUAUUUCAUAUGAAUAUAAGUAUUUAACAAAAAAAACAAACAUUGAAACAAUUACAACGAAGCUUAGAUUGUAGUAAAAUUGAAAAGCCUCUGUCAUUCUUUUCGUCAAUCAAUAAAUAUAGAAGUUUGUAGAAUUGAACAAAUAAAACUUGGCAAAUCUAGUCUAUAUUUGGUUCAUAUCGAUUGUAGAAAACUGAAAUUUAUAAACGACUAAUAUUUAUUAAAAUUUUUUUGCAGUUAAAAAAAGAAUGUCGGUUGUGACAACAGUUUUGCAAUACUUUGUCUGUCAGAAAAUGUAGUAUCAUUCAAUAAAUAAAAGUGUCGAAUAAUAUUUGAAAAAUUCUGUUGAUUAUGUUUUAUUGGCGAAGUAUGUUGACAUGCACACAGAUAUGAAUAAUCAAUUAUUUAAUAAAUAUUAUAUUC